AUGGUUGAUGACAUUUUAAAGACUGUUGUGCCAAUGGAGAGACUCACUAGCAAACAACUGCAAGAUUUUGAAGCAUCCCAAGAGUGUCAUAUUUGUGAGAAACCGUUCAUUUCUACAGAUAUUAAACAUCGAGAUCGUCACUUUACUGGCAGAUUCAUGGCUAGUAGUCUUGAAAAAUUGGCAUCAUACUUGACUGAUACGGACAAGACAAUCACCCGAGCGCAUUGCAAUACCGAGGCUGAAUUUCAUCUUUUAUUGCGGAAGGGUGUAUUUCCAUAUGAAUACGUAGAUAGUUGGGAGAAAUUGGAUGAUGAAAAAUUACCGCCUAAAGAAUCUUUUUAUUCAUCAUUGAAUAAUCGGGAGAUAUCACAAGAGGACUAUGAACAUGCGUGUCAAGUUUGGGAGAAGUUUGACAUCUCAACACUUGGGGAAUAUUCAGAUUUGUAUUUGAAAACUGAUGUUCUACUCCUAGCAGACAUUUUUGAAAAUUUUAGAAAAAGCUGCUCUUCGGUGUAUAAGCUAGAUCCAUUGCAUUAUUACACAGCGCCUGGACUAGCAUUCGAUGCAAUGUUGAAAUACACAAAAGUGGAAAUUGAGCUUUUAACAGAUGUUGAUAAGCUUUUAUUCAUUGAAAAAGGGAUUCGUGGAGGUGUCGCUCAAUGCACCAAUCGUUAUGCUCACGCCAACAAUCGAUAUAUGGAUGAAAAUUACGAUAAAGAUAAAGAUGAGUCGUAUCUCAUGUACUUUGAUGUUAACAACCUGUACGGUGCGGCUAUGAGUCAACAUCUACCCUAUGGCGGCUUCGAAUGGGAAAAUCCAGAAGGAUUCAAUGUUUUCAAUGUUCCUGAUGACUCUCAAGAUGGAUAUAUUCUGGAAGUAGACUUGGAGUAUCCCAGAGAAUUGCAUGAUGCACACCGAGAUCUACCGCUGUGUCCCGAGCAUUUUGUCCCUCCAAAUCGUAAGAAUAAAAAGCUUAUGACUACUCUAUAUGCUAAAAAAUCUUACGUUAUACAUUACAGAAAUUUAAAGCAAUGUCUGACUCUUGGUAUGAAAUUGACAAAAAUUCUCCGAAUAUUGAAGUUUAAGCAGGGAACAUGGCUCAAGCCCUACAUUGAUUUAAAUACUGAAAAAAGAAAAGAAUCGAAGAAUGACUUUGAGAAGAAUUUCUUCAAAUUGAUGAAUAAUGCAGUCUUUGGGAAAACCAUGGAGAAUGUGAGGAAACAUAAAGAUGUCAAAUUAGUAAUUAAAUGGGAGGGGAGGUAUGGAGCAAGAGCUCGUAUUGCUCAGCCUAAUUUUCACAGUAGUCUCAUUUUCGACGAUAAUGAUAUGGUAAUAAUUGAGAUGAGUCGUGCAAAAAUCAAUUUUAAUAAACCCAUCUACAUUGGAUUUGCUAUCUUGGAUUUGUCUAAAAUCUGGAUCUACGAUUUUCAUUACAAUUAUGUGAAAAAAGUGUUUGGUGACAAGUCGAAGUUGAUGUACACAGACACAGAUAGUCUUUUAUAUUAUUUCACUGUUCCAGACAUUUAUGAGUUCAUCAAAGACAGUCCAUCAAAAUUCGACACUUCGGACUAUCCCGAGAAUAAUGUUUAUGGAAUAAAAAGACACAAUAAAAAAGUGUUGGGUGUAAUGAAGGAUGAAUGUAAUGGUCGGAUUAUAACUGAUUUUAUCGGCCUGCGUGCCAAAUUGUAUACUUUCAAGGUGUUGGGUGAGGUACGGGAGAAGAAGCGUGCAAAAGGUAGUAAAAAGCAUCAAGUUUAUACUGUAAGGCAAAACAAAUUGGCACUGAGCUCCGAUGAUGAUAAAAGAAUCUUAUUACCCGAUUCAACAGAUACUGUACCUUAUGGAUACCAUGAAUAA
Diachasma alloeum is the source of this 1857-nucleotide messenger RNA. RefSeq lists its product as uncharacterized. Bases 1 to 1857 code for a protein of 618 amino acids. NCBI's taxonomy places the organism in Eukaryota, Metazoa, Arthropoda, Insecta, Hymenoptera, Braconidae. The transcript is spliced from 3 exons. The record is from RefSeq and is a predicted model, not a curated record.